UUGACGACGAUAUUUAGUCAUAAUUUUCGUCGACGAAAGCAACACUAGUCUCUACUAAUUCUACGCCCUUGUGGGCAUUAUUCCUCUCAAAAUUGCAAGAAAAAAAGUUCGAACUGUGAGAGAAAAACUUUAUUAAAACCUUUUUUUUUUUGUUCUGUGGUGGAAACGGGCUUCCAUAUGCAUCUACCAAGAGUAAAAAGAAACCAGGUUAAAAUAAUAAUUCAUUUCUGAUCAUAUCAGGCAGAAGAUGUCUGUGAAAUCCGUCUAUCAGUAUCCAGACGCUCAAACCGGAGAUGAGGACGCUUUUGCUCGAGAACCGUUCGUCGUGUGGUUUUCGUCUCCAAAAACGGAAGUCACGGAUUUGGUCAUCAUUCCCAUUCACACGGCUCCAGAAGCGGCUGUGAAAGAAAUCGAUGAACUCUUCGACGUUUAUCAGAACGUCUCACAAAUGUGGCCGUCAGACGCUCUGGCAGUGAGUGAUCAUUUCCCGCUCUGCAUCACUGUAAAUCAAGCGCAGAGGAAAGGAUAACAACCUUCUCCAUUUACACUUUUACUGCUCGCCUGCUUCAUUAGUCCUACAGAUGAGAAUGAGAAACAGCUUAUAAGAAAAUGAACGAGUUCUAACAAAAUCUUUGAUGCAGAAAGCGAGUGUUCAGUGCUUUACUUUUUUACUGUGUUUUUGUAAAGAAGAGCAGAAAUGUUUGAUUGAAUGAUAAUGACAAGCUUCCAGUGCUUGUUAAUUAUGAACCAGCGGUCUGUAGUGUUGGUUUACCGGUUGCUGUGAGACAGUAGAGUUAGUUUGCAAGACUGUUGCCACUGUAACCCAUCUACAUUUCUCCAUUAAUUAACUCUGUACAUCACAACACCUGUAUAAGUGCUUCAUAUUGACAUUUGCAUGCAUGCUUAUAUGAUUUAUUUCAUUUUAAUAAAAGAUUUACUC
Sinocyclocheilus anshuiensis is the source of this 940-nucleotide messenger RNA. Its product is annotated as deoxyribonuclease gamma-like. Gene Ontology annotation, molecular function: deoxyribonuclease I activity; DNA binding. Lineage: Eukaryota; Metazoa; Chordata; Actinopteri; Cypriniformes; Cyprinidae. Gene Ontology annotation, cellular component: nucleus. The transcript has 3 exons. Gene Ontology annotation, biological process: DNA catabolic process. The coding region runs from base 248 to 529 and encodes 93 amino acids. The record is from RefSeq and is a predicted model, not a curated record.